CCUUUUGAAAGGUUGAUGUUCUUGGUGCGAACGCAGUGCUUUCCUAAACAGAGCCGUGAGACUCCGCUGCGGGUCCCGGCCAGCCCGGAACCACAAGUUGGAGCGCCGCGUUUCCUGAUGGGCCUCUUUGGCGUUCACUUCCGCACAAGGCUUUGGAAUUCUCCGGGCGCUCGGGCGGCGUAGAGCUGGGAAGGCGCUUCCGGGGCGCGUUGCCUAGGCGCCGACCCCGCCCGCCUAAAGGAGCGGUGGUAUUGGCGUCGUCCUCUCCCCGCUUCCCGGGGGUCGAGAUGUCGGGGCUCAGCGCCGCAGAGAGAGAGGGCUGUCGGAACCUGCUCGGCCUCCUGGAGAACGACGAGAUCGUGGCCCUGUGCGACACCAUCACCAACCGCCUGGUGCAGCCUCAAAACCGCCAAGAUGCCAUCCAUGCAAUAUUAGUAUACAGUCAAAGUGUAGAAGAACUUCUGAGGCGUAGAAAAGUCCACCGAAGUAUUAUAUUUAAGUACUUGGCGUCACAAGGAGUUGUUAUACCUCCAGCUACUGAAAAACACAAUCUUAUCCAGCAUGCAAAGGAUUACUGGAAAAAGCAGUUACAUCUGAAAUUGAAGGAAACACCAGAGCCAGUUAAGACCUCUGAGGACAUUAGACCCUUUCAACAGGAGGGGAAAGAAGAUAAAACUGAAAAAGUUGAUUUUCAUCGAUUAGGAGAAGAAUUCUGUCACUGGUUCUUUGAACUUCUUAAUUCUCAGAAUCCGUUUCUUGGACUACCUCAACAUGAAUGGGGGCCACAGCACUUCUGGCAUGAUGUCAAGCUUAGGUUUCAUUACAGAACAUCUGAACAGAAUGUGAUAGACUACCAAGGAGCAGAAAUUGUGAGUCUUCGUCUACUGUCACUCAUGAAGGAAGAACAUCUUUUUCUCAGUCCCAACCUUGAUUCCCAUGGAUUGAAAUGUGCUGCUUCUCCCCAUGGUCUGGUUAUGGUUGGGGUUGCUGGGACUGUCCACCGAGGGAACUCUUGUUUGGGCAUUUUUGAACAAAUUUUUGGACUCAUCCGCUGCCCUUUUGUGGAGAAUACUUGGAAAAUCAAAUUUAUCAACCUGAGAAUUAUUGGAGAGGCUUCCCUUGCUCCUGGAACAUCAAUGAAACCAGCUAUUAAAUUUGAACCAAGUGAUCUAGAGGCCUUUUAUAACAUAUCCGCUGUAUGUGGUACCAACUAAGUACAAAAUAAUGUAAAGCAGGUGGAUAGUGGAACUGGAGACCAAGGUUUGUGCAGUGGAAAUGAGGUGUUGAACAAAAGAACACUGAGUUUCAGUAAUCCUCUAAAGCGCUGAGCACUAUAUGUCAGUCUAUAUGGAAACUCUUCCAGAUACUACAUUGACAUAUUUUAGUUGAAAUAUCUCUUUUGACUACAGCUAACAUAUGUGAAUACUUGCCUCUUUCUACCUGGGCUGCAGCAAAUGUUCUGAGGGCUUAAUGCAGUUCAUCAAAUAAAUCCCACUUUAGAUGAUAUAAACGUUGUGCCUUAGAAACCAGGUAAUAUUUUCAUUUUACUGAGUAAAUAUUCUGCUAAUGUGUGUAUUCUUCAUGUGGAAAGGAAUGAUGGUGUUAAGGCUUCCCCUUGUCAAGUUUCUUUUAACAAUCUGGAAAAUUUUACAAACAUCUCAGUAUUUUAAAAAUAUGCACUUUAAAAAAAAUGCAUAUUUUAGAGAUGUUUAAUGUAAAAUCAGAGUUCUUAUUUUAGAAAACUUCAGUGACAUUCAUAUGCAAAAAGUUUAAUAAUUUAGCAGGUGUAAAAAAGUUAACUUUGCUUUCUUAAAAUUUGAGGAACAUAUUUCAAAGUUACCUACUGUAGUCCAAGUUAAAUAUCAUACCCUGCAACAUUUUCUGAACUAUUUUGGGCAUUGAUAAGUGCCCAAAACAGACUUUAUUAUCUAAUAAGGCUUUAACCAGGUUUACGGAGCAUUUAUUGUAACACCAUAUAAAGGAAACAUACUGUUGACAUUUUUGAAAAGAUGUGCCCAGUUUCUAACUUUUAGUUAGAUUACUGUUUUUCCUCUUGCUUGAUCUUGAUUGAGGUGACCAAAAAAAAAAAUUAUAAUGUAAGCAUAUACUUCCUCAUAAAUUAAAAUGAUUAGGAUUUUUCCACCUGUACUUUGUUUUACUAGAUUUGAAUUAUGAGGUUAAGUUGCCAAAUUAAUUACAUAGUUGCUUUAAAAUUUAAAUUUUUCAUCAUCCAGCAGCUAUUUGCUGAUUCUGGAUUUAGUUUGUAAUUAUGAUUUCCAAAAUGCCAUUUGGAAAAAAUUUCAACUGGGAAGUGUUGUGAUGAUGUAUUAUAUGUGUUAAUUUUUUACCUUUAACUCUGCUCAUGAUCAUCUAGGGUGACGAAAGAAUUUUGGAAGCAGGAGGAAAAACUUUUUUGUUUUUUUAAUGCCAUGCCUCUUUUUUUUUCCCUUUAAAAUAUUACAGAUGUCCCUUUUUCUCCCCAAGCCAUGCCUCUUAUGAGGAGUACAAAUUGAUGUCCUAAAAUAAAAACUUAAUAAAGGAGGGAAAUCUCUUUUGUCUGCUUUUAGAAUUAGUGCAUUGUUUAGAUUUAAAGCCAAUUUUUUUUCCUCUAAGUUGGAAGUAUCAUUAUAGCAUGUAAUUGAUAAAUAUCCUAAGUAAAGGAUAAAAACUAUUCCAUCGUUUUCUUUGUGCUGUUAAUGUCAAGUACAGCAGAAAUAUAACUGCAGAUGCUUAGGAUGAGCAGAACCUGCCUCUAGCUAUCUUUAAUACUAAAGUUUUGAAUUUGUGUAAUACUCAAGGAAAGCUGUAAUCUGCAUGCUUGUUUUAAUCACCCUUAAAAAUUCAGAAUCUUCCUAAUACACUAAAUCUCUUGAGGAUUGGGCUCUAUUUCCUGUGAAUCCCCACAGCUGUGCACAACCUUAGGCCUUAAUGUUUAACUGAAUGGGUUGAAAGAGGGAGCAAAGAAGCUUACAUUCUGUAUAAAAGACUUUUCUUUGUCUAAAUUUUUCUUUGGUGAUUCUUAUCAGCUUUUUGAUCUUAUUGUCUGUCUGAGUUUUAUAUGUGGAUACACAGAAACUCUUAGGUCCCAACCUCACUCAGCUAUUUUAACUUUCAUUUAAAAUUUGCUGAAUUUCAGAAGCCCAAGGUCAGAGUGGGAUAGAGUAGGAGGGCCCUAAGACUGCCUAGAAACUGUCAUAGGGGAAGUGGAUAUUUCCCAGUUUGGAAGAAGAAGACCUGGAGGAAUGGAAAUUUGUUCACGAAGCUUAAAAUUUGGUCAGGCUUCUAAGAAGAUCCAGAAGCCCAGUGCAGAUUGAACAUUCCUAGCUCUGUUUUCGUUUGCAAGUGGUAAGACCCCAUCUCAGCCUUAUGUCUCUUGCUUUAUUACAUUCAGCUGGUAUUUGGAAACCAGUCUUUGGAGGCAAGUGGUAAAGAGUAAAGCAUUCUACACCUAAUUUAUAGUGGUUGGGUGAUCAAACCACCGGAGCCUCUGGGCUUUAUGGCUGAUUUGCUGUAGCCUAAUAACAGGGUUUAACAUCAAGCAUCCUUUUUUUGUGAAAAUUAAAAAAAAUCUUUAAUAGUUAUAUCAGGAUAUUUUAUUAGUGUCUAGAAUGCCCCUUUCCAAAAACAUAUUUCAUGUGUCUCAUUAACAAUAUCAGAUAGAAAAAAAGCCAUUUCUAAUUUAUUAAAUCAACUUGCAAUUAGCAAACACAAGCCAGGAAAAUGUUCCUGGGUUUUCAGAAAAGUAACAUUUUUAUGCUCAAGGAAGGCUAGUUACUUAGUCCCAGUAAGAAAUUGUGAUAGCACGAGAAAAGGAUUUAAAGAACAGUGGUUUAGUUUUUAAAACAGGUAAUCAGAAACGUUGUGUUUUAACAGAAUGACUCUUAUGGCUAAGUAGAUCGUAAAAAUGAAUGAAAACCGUACCUCAACGUUUUUCUUAGUAUCUAUUUUCACAAAUUUAGAUGCCCUUCACUGGUUCUUAAUUUGGGCUGUGGGUGGUGGUCAUGGACAUUUUGAAAAAUGAGAGCUAUGUGCCCUCUCCCCAGAAAAAGUAUGUCAUAUAAUAUUACAAUUGUUGCAUAAUAUUUCACUGAGUUCUUGGAUUUUCUUAAAGCACAUCUGUGACUCCUAUAGGAAUUCUUAUACUCCAUGUUAAAAUCCUGCCAUAAUAGCUGUAUUUUCCCCCAGACUACUCUACUAUAUUAAAAAUUAAAAUUGUUUAUUGUUUUUAGAAAAUUUGUGCCCUUGCCAGUCUCACAGCUAGAGUACUAAAUCUUAUAAAUGAUCUCUAGGAAAUCUGUUAAUGAUAGUUGUUAAUGUGUAAAUUUUGUUUUUCAAAAGAUGUCAGAUUUAAGACAAAACCUACUGAAAUACUGUCAAGUAAAAAAAAAAAACCCGUAAAAAUCAGAAUUCAUUUUAUUUCAGCAAGAUAAAUUUAAUGUACAAUGAACGUGCUUUGGAGAAAGUGAUAAAAAUGUGAAAAGGAAAAAUAUUUUUGAAAAUAUAUUUUCAAGACCUUUACAAAAACUA
Miniopterus natalensis is the source of this 4527-nucleotide messenger RNA. It is a transcript of the gene C6H3orf38, whose product is annotated as chromosome 6 C3orf38 homolog. The record is from RefSeq and is a predicted model, not a curated record. Lineage: Eukaryota; Metazoa; Chordata; Mammalia; Chiroptera; Miniopteridae.